Molecule: messenger RNA, 1210 nt
Organism: Darwinula stevensoni
Lineage: Eukaryota; Metazoa; Arthropoda; Ostracoda; Podocopida; Darwinulidae
Source: the annotation of a GenBank genome assembly
UCCCUUCCGUGCUUUCGCAGACAUGGUGUGACAAUUGCCAAUGGAUGACUCUGACUCUCAGACAUCUGGGGGGAGCCUGUACGAGACGCUGGGUUUGGUGGAGAAUGCAACUUUUGACGAAGUGAAAUCAGCUUUUAGAAAACUUGCACUCAAGUACCAUCCUGAUAAGAACCGUGGGGACCCGGAGUCUGCAGAGAAGUUCAGGGAAAUUGAUCUGGCCUAUAAAAUCCUCCAGAAGAGGCUUAGCGAAAGAGAUGCUGAGGAGAAGGAGAUGCUCAAGAAUGAAAUGGAAGUUGCAGUCAUGCAUUACAACUACCAAAUGAGCCGAUUGACUGGAGGGUAUUUGAUCAGGAAGCAGGAACUGAUCGAUGGCGAUGAAAGACUUCGAAAGGAAGCUGUUGAUGCAUUACGUAGGAUGGAAGUGCGGUGGCCGCAACUAUUAGAAAAAUACAUCGACGACUUGGAAAAACUUCUGGAGGCCCAGUAUGAGGUCUAUGUGCAGAAACGGGAUGAAGGCGAGAGAGCAGCAGAGAUGAAGCUAAACAACGCCCUGAUCUCAGCUGCGAGUGAGUAUGACAUCCAAUUGAGCCGAUUGUGCCAAGAAGCUGAAAUCAGUGAGAAGGAGCUGAUGAAGAGAGAGGAAGUGUUUUAUAAGCAGGCACUCGCGUGUUUCUUAGAAGAAGGAGCACACUGCCCAUAUCUAGCAAGGGAAUAUAAGAAAGAGCUGAAAAAGAUUUUGGACGAAAAGUAUGAAUUGCUGACAAAACAUAAAAAGGAACAUAUUAAGUCCGCGGAUGCCCUCCAGAGAAAGAACUACGACCAGCAUUCCAAAAAUAUGAAGAACGGGAAAGGGAACAAUAAGGAUGAUGCACAGGUACAGACGGAAAAGGGAAAGUCACGCAAACGUCGUGCUCCACAGCCACCUACCCAGGAAGAAAGCACUGUCAUCCCUCAAUCAUCUCCAUCGCCUCCUCAGAUUCAAAGCUCCCCCGUUCUUCGAUCAGCUGAAAACAUGGAGGAGAAGUGUCGAGUCGUGUAUUCAUAUGACGCUCAGAGUCCCGAUGAACUCACAAUUGGUGAAGGGGAUAUCGUGACUAUAUUGGAAAUGGAUGACUCAGGCUGGUGGUAUGGAGAACUCCAAGGUCGGUUGGGAUUCUUCCCUGGCAAUUACGCUCAAAUCAUCUUCGACUCGGACCAGGUGAUUCUCUGA